AUGUAUCUGAAGCGUGGCACUAAGCGCCAGUCUUGUGACUUUUGCUUUCGGCGCAAGGUCAAGUGCGAUUGGGUGUCUCGUCAAUCGGAAGGCCACGCUCAUUGCUCGCAUUGUGAGUUACGGGAUAUAGCUUGUACCGCAAAUCCCGACAACCGCGAUCGAGCCAGACGUAGCAAGCGCCUUGAUGCCCGCUCUGCUGCUAGCCGGAUCUCAUCUAGUCGCGAUGACGGGCAUGUGGUCGAUGGGGGUAACUCUACUGGCAGUACCAACGACACCAGUCUUGUCAAUAACGAGACCGUCUCCGCCCUACCCCAGACUCAGGUAAUGCCUAUUGACCCAAGUUUACAAUAUCAGGCUGUUGAAUCUGAGUCUGCAUGGCAAGAUAUCAGUUGGGAUCUGGGCGCCGAGAGUAUCUCGUUUCUUGACAGUGUCUUUACGCACAACUAUAACUUCGACAAUAUGCCCAACAGUCCUCAGAUAUACACCAGCGAGGAGGUCGCAGGUGCUUUAUCAAACCCCUAUGAAAUCCUCGAGCUUGAUCCGAGCACUCUCAAAGCAGCUAUCGACGCUUACUUUGACCUGACCUCGAUCGCUAUUCCGAUACUAGACAGAGAUGCAUUCCAGGCUGACUACACUAGCCACAGAGCCAGCCCUGCCUUGGUGUAUGCUGUCGCAUGCCGAGGAUGUCCUUUCAUAUCGACACCGCAAAAAUGGUCCGUACAGCAACAGCUGGCGAGCGAGUUCAGACGAGUAUGGCUCGAGGCACGAUCAGCUGGGGGGAACAAGCAAUCAAUCAGACUGGACGACCUCGAAGCUCUGGCUCUCAUGGUUGACUUUGCCUACGAAACAACUGAGGAUGUCAACGCAGCGUUACCUUCCCAGCUUGGCAGCCUUUUCCUAACACACGACAGCCUGGUCCUCAUGAUACUACAGUAUCAGAUUCUUUGCCACGCGUCCCUGUCGGAAGACCUUUCCGCUCCUCUGCAUGGGGCGGAAGGGCGAAAGAGGUUGCUUUUCUGGUACGUGUAUGGCAAAGAUACGUUCCGCGCCCUCGACCAAAAGUCUCCAUCUCGUAUCAGGGACGGCCAUACUGAAAUUGUCGAACAACUACCAGAGCAUGAAGAGAGAACAUAUCUAGAUGCCAUACUCGCCCUGGCCAUCAUUGUCAAAAAGAUAAACCAUGAAUUUCUGGGUGUUGAUGUCAGCCACCAAGAUGUGGUCAAGCUGUACGGUCAACUGGAAGAGUGGCGUAAGACGUUGCCCCUUUACUUGCUUUGGGACACUAAGCGAGACUCCAGCCUACCUGUUGAACGCAGUACUGGGAAACUGGCCCAAGUGCGCCAGCUGCAACAGGCUAUCCUUCUGUUUCUCGAACACAACUGCUGCAUGCAGAUCGAAAGAUGUGCUUCAGAACGUGGGAUAACUAACCCAAUAUCACUGGAGGCGGUUAUGCUGAAUCACCUUAUCGAAUACCAAACCUUGGCAAUGACGAACGAUAUAAUUGAAGCUGCUAAGUGGCUCCAAUCGCAGAAAAUAUGCCAGAACACACCUCAAGGAACUGUUGCAUAUCCCCUGAUUGACCUUUCCCCAGAUAUUCUGCGCGAUAUAUGCGCAGGAACUGCUUACUGGCUGUGCAAUCGCGGGAAGAAACUCUUGAAUUCCGCAAGCCAAGGGGAGGUUUCCCUGACGCAAGGGACCGAAAGCUUUGCGGCAAAGGCGGCAUCACUAAGAGAUGCUGUGGAAACUGCAGGAUCGCACAAUGAUACAUUAUGCUUGGUCGAGAAGUUGGAUGAGCAGCUCUCAUCUUUGCGCGAGGCGAUCAAAAGUGUAACAGUGGUUGAUGAUUGA
Molecule: messenger RNA, 1848 nt
Organism: Fusarium mangiferae
Lineage: Eukaryota; Fungi; Ascomycota; Sordariomycetes; Hypocreales; Nectriaceae
Exons: 1
Coding region: 1-1848 (615 amino acids)
Biological process (GO): regulation of DNA-templated transcription; DNA-templated transcription
Molecular function (GO): DNA-binding transcription factor activity, RNA polymerase II-specific; DNA binding; zinc ion binding
Source: RefSeq, a predicted model, not a curated record